This is a messenger RNA of Vollenhovia emeryi, 663 nucleotides long. RefSeq lists its product as uncharacterized. The record is from RefSeq and is a predicted model, not a curated record. The coding region runs from base 1 to 663 and encodes 220 amino acids. The transcript is spliced from 2 exons. Lineage: Eukaryota; Metazoa; Arthropoda; Insecta; Hymenoptera; Formicidae.
AUGGUUAGAGUAUGCGUGCCAACAGUGUCUACCGAAGUAGAAGAAGAAAAAGAAGAAGGUAUAUCGAUACUUACCGUAUCGGUAAAUAAAGAAGUCACGAUAUUACAAAGCAAACCCGAAAUUGCAAAAUGUCCAUUAGCAAAUGUUUCCAACAGGAAACAGACAACGCUCGACACUGAAGAAAGUCACAGUGUAAUGGAUGAAACAGUGGGAGAAACUGAACUCGGAUCGACUUCAGAUAAUUCUGGAGUCAUUGAACGACUGCAAAAACAGCUACAAAAGUCAGAAAGAUUAAGGUUUGCAAUGAAAAAGAGCCACAAACGUCGGCAAAGACAAUACAGGGAAAAAAUUAAAACCUUGGAACAAGAAGUACGUAUGCAAAAACGUUUUUCAAACGCAUUGAAAAACAUGUUCAAUGAUGACCAGAUAAAAAAGUUGAGGUGUGAGUAUAAAAGAAUGCCCAAAUGGUGCAACUCCACUUUAGUCAAAGCCUAUCAAUUAAAGUUUUCAUGUGGGUUAUCUGGCUACAAAGAAUUAUUAAAGCACGGUUUUCCGCUUCCUUCACUGCGAACGCUGAAUCGAAAACUCGAAAAUUUAAAAUUUCAGAGUGGAAUUUUACACGAAGUUUUUCAAUUUUUACACAUUAAAGUCUCACAGUUGUAA